This is a messenger RNA of Desarmillaria tabescens, 1299 nucleotides long. RefSeq names its product alcohol dehydrogenase. The transcript has 8 exons. The coding region runs from base 1 to 1299 and encodes 432 amino acids. The record is from RefSeq and is a predicted model, not a curated record. Lineage: Eukaryota; Fungi; Basidiomycota; Agaricomycetes; Agaricales; Physalacriaceae.
AUGACCUCACCAACACAAAGCGCCGUCCGAUGGUACCCUCCCUCGUUCGAUAUACGGGUUGAACAAGUUCCCGUUCCAGAAAUCAACGAACCAGAUGAUGCGAUCGUGAAAGUAAAGUUGGCAGCUCUCUGUGGGAGCGAUCUACACAUCUAUCGAGGACAUGCGGGCAUUAACAAAGUCCAUAUCUGUGGACACGAGUUCAUCGGCGAAGUGGUGAAACUCGGCUUGAGCUAUGGAGGACAAGCCCAAGGGCGCCCAGACCUAUACUCGAACUUGAAAGUGGGUGACAAGGUCGUCUCUCCUUUCACCGUAAGCUGCGGUGAAUGCAGUGUUUGUCGGCUGGGAUACACUUGUCGAUGCCCUCACGGCGCCCUCUUUGGUUCCCCGGCACUCGAAGGAGGCCAAGCACAAUAUGUACGCGUCCCAAAGGCCGGGGGAACGCUCUACAACCUCAGUGAUACCAGUUCAUGGUCUACCUCUCUAUCCGAUAAGACUGCCACCGCAGCCCUCGACAAGAUAUCUGAGAGUUCGCUUGUCCUUCUCGCUGAUAUCCUACCAACUGGAGUAUUCGCUGCCAUGCAGGCUUUGAGCCAUCCAAAGGUCCUGACGGCACUCACAGGAAGGCCAUGUCCGUUGAAUUUCUUCCCGUUGAAAGAUCUCCCUUCCAAGCAAGACGCCCUGGUACAAGAGGAUAGGACCCUCACAUUUGCGAUUGUGGGAUUAGGUCCCGUGGGGAUAUGUGCAGCAGUCAGUCUGCUUGACUUGCUUUCCGCUGGACAGUACCCUUUCCGCGUUGUCGCGAUCGAUCCCAUUGAGAGCAGGAGAGAGAAGAUGCAAGCUGUUUACUCAAAGAUCUCUCCGGAUGGAAGAGGCUCGGGAGAAUUUAUCGUUGCGUCGAUCGAGGAUGCCAAAACCAAGGUUCAGGCUUGGACUUCAGGUGUAGGAUGUACGGCUGUGCUCGAGGUGGUCGGUAAUAAUAGCGCGCUGAGCCUUGCCUAUGAUCUCGUUCGAGACUUCGGUGUUAUCAUAUCUGUAGGAGUUCAUGGAGCAAACCAAGUUCCAUUCACAGGACGACAGCUGUAUAACAAGAAUGUAUCCCUCGAGUUCGGAAGAUGUCCUGCGCGCACCAUGUUCCCUCCUGCGUUCGAGUUGUUGGCGAAGCGACAAGACGUGUUUGGAGGUGUCGGUGAUCCUAGUAACCUAGUCGACAGAAUUGCCGGAUUUGAUGAAGCCCCGGAAAUGUAUCGAGCUUUCGAAAAGGGAGAAGUUGGAAAGGUUAUCUUUGACCCUUGGAAAUAA